AUGGAAUUUCAACCAGAUAAAAUCGUAUCUUGUUUACCACCUGCAAUUGAAUUAGAUGGUCGUUCGACAUCAGUUAGAAAUUUUCCAACAUUAUUAACUGAUUCAGCUUGUGAAAGUAUUUUAAAAACAACAUCAUCAAAUGGAACAAUUGUUGGUGUUUUUAAUACUGGAUCAAUACGUAUUGAUGAUAUUCUUCAUGGAAAAAUAACCCAAUAUGAUAUUUUACGUGUAUUUCCAUUUCAAGAUAAUCGUUUUUCUCUUUCUGUACCUGGUUCAUAUCUUGCUAAUGUAUUAACUCGCAGUAUGACAUUGAAAGGUAGUGGAACAUUUCUUGCAUUUUGUGGAAUAGAUACUCCAGAUCAAGGAAAAACUUGGUUAAUUAAUGGAAUAGAUAUUUCUAAAACUGGUCUCAAAUAUAAUGUCGGUACAAUAACUUAUGCAAAAGAUUUUGUAUUUAAUGAUCCAACAGUUACAGUUUGGAAAGAAUUUAAUAUUACACAAACACAAACUUUAAUUAAUUAUUUACAAACAGAAUAUCCACCAUGUUAA
Adineta steineri is the source of this 549-nucleotide messenger RNA. The record is from the annotation of a GenBank genome assembly. Lineage: Eukaryota; Metazoa; Rotifera; Eurotatoria; Adinetida; Adinetidae.